AUGUCUCCUCGAAAUCGAUCCUUAUCAGUCGUUUCUGAUCAUUCUGAUGUUACCAAGAAAACACCAAUGAAACUGUCCAGUCAUAGUGAUGGUAACACUCCAUGUAAAAUAAAUUUGGAAACACCGAGGAAAUCGCCAAGAUUAUGUGCAGCGAUAUAUAAAUCUCGAUUACGCCCGAAACGGAUGUCACAUUUGGGAAAUUGUUCAAAAAAAUUCAAAAUACCGGAAAUACAACACCGGAACAUAGAUAUCGCUUCAUCUGGUUCAAGAAGAAACGAAACAGACGAGCAAGUAAUCAACUUUGCUCAGAUAACGCAAGUGCAGAUUAACAUGCAAAGAAACACAUCUGAUUCUGGUUAUAUGGCUUCGGUCAGCACAUCUCGAGGUGAUUCAUAUGAGGAGAUGGCCAGCACGUCUCGAGGUGAUGCAUAUGAGGAGAUGAAGAGUAUUUGUGAACUUUACAAGAACUUGCGAAAUAUUUCUACAUUUUACGAUUGGCAAUUUCAGUGCUUAAAUAAUGAACAUAUGAUAAAUGGUACAAAUAUGAUUAUAUCAAUGGCCACCGGUGCAGGAAAAACUCUUGUUGCAGAGAUUGUGAUGUUGCGAGAAGUAAUUAUUAGACGGAGAAGUUGCAUCUUUAUUGUACCAUAUGUUGCAAUCGUUCAACAAAAAGUUUAUUCAUUAUCGUUUUUCGAGGGUAAGUGCGAUGUCUAUGUGGAAGAAUAUGCAGCAAACAAAGGUCGUUUACCACCAAUCAAGCGUCGAAAGGGGGGAUCUAUAUAUGUUGCGACCAUUGAAAAAGCAAACAUGUUAAUUAACAGUUUGAUAGAAGUGGAUCGCAUUGACGAAAUUGGAGUUAUAGUGGUGGAUGAAUUGCAUAUGAUAGGAGAAAAUACUCGCGGAGCAAUUAUUGAACAAGUACUAAGAACUGGCCAAAUAAUUGGUAUGUCAGCAACUCUUUCGAAUGUUGAGCAGCUUUCAAAAUUUCUCAAUGCAGCAGUAUUUUCAACGAAAUUUCGCCCUGUUAAACUGAUAGAAAAAGUGAAGAUUGACAACUCAUUGUAUACUAUACAGUCAAAAGGGGAAAUGGAAUUCGAGAUGAAUUUGGGUGAAAAUGUGUGUAUUGCUGUGAUCCAAAAUGGACUGGUACUUUUAUUGCAUGAUAUUGUGCCGAAGCGAUCGGUUCUUAUUUUUUGUCCCACCAAACAAAAUUGUGAAAAUGUCUGUAAAAUGGUUUCACAUCUGAUGCCAAAAUCUGUUCGAGAACGUAAAAAAUCCGAAAAACUAGCUGCAAUAAAAGCUUUGAAAAGUGAAGCAGAUGAAAGACCUUCUUCUUUACUAGAAUUAAGUAUUAUGCGUGGUGUUGCAUAUCAUCAUAGUGGUUUAACAGCCGACGAAAGGAAGAUUAUCGAAGAUGCUUUUCAGGAUGGAAUUAUCAAUAUAAUUUGUUGUACUUCAACUUUGGCAGCGGGAGUUAAUCUUCCGGCUCGACGAAUAAUAAUUAGAGCUCCGUUGGUUGGUAAGGAACCACUGUGUAAAGCGCAAUAUCUCCAAAUGAUCGGUCGCGCUGGUCGAGCAGGUUAUGAUGAUAUGGGAGAAGCAGUGACAAUCAUACAUUCUAGUUAUGAGGAAGGCAAAUUUUUAGACAUGAUCAAUGGACCUUUACCGGGAUGUAAUAGCUCACUAAAUGAGCCAGCAAUGUUUUCAUCGUUCUUGCUCGAUUUGAUCUCAUUGAAGAUUAGUAGUUUUAUAAUAGUACAACGGUUUGAAGAAUUGGAAGUUGUAGUGCAACAAACGCUGUUUGGAAUACAAAAUAGUAAUAGUGAAGAGUUAUUACGAGAAAUGUUGGAAUAUUUAACAAAAAUUGGUUUAGUUAGUGUUAGUGAGGAUGGAAGCUAUUCAGUUUCAGAUUUGGGCAUGGCAGUCUUUUCGGCUUCCUUAUCACCACUGACAGCGCAGCAGAUAUGCACUUUAUUAUCAAAUAAUUUGAGCGAAGGUAUUGUGUUAUCUUCACAUUUUCACCUGUUAUUUAUGAUGGUACCGUUCGAUAUAGAUGUUGAUAUUGAUUGGAAUAUAUUUUAUGAAGAG
Molecule: messenger RNA, 2088 nt
Organism: Acanthocheilonema viteae
Lineage: Eukaryota; Metazoa; Nematoda; Chromadorea; Rhabditida; Onchocercidae
Source: the annotation of a GenBank genome assembly